AUGGCUUCCGGCCGUGGCGCGACCUUCCUCUUACUGCUCUUCUCCCUCAGUUGCGUCUCACUCUCCAGUUUGCCAUUGACCGAGGCGUCUAAGAAGGUUCAGCUGGAGCUGUAUUACGAGACGUUGUGCCCUUAUUGCUCCCGGUUCAUCGUGAACUUCCUCUCUAAGAUUUUUAUUGACGGGCUGAUUGACAUCGUCGAUCUUAAUCUUGUCCCCUACGGUAACGCCCGCGUCGCAUCCAACGGCACCAUCACCUGCCAGGUUUUUUUCCCCCUCGAAGUUGCCUCCUCCUGUAACCUCCAUGUGAAGAGGAAAGAUGGCUCAGGACAAUGAAUUAUGGUGUAAUUCGAGUUAAACUCUAAAUCUUUUGUCUGUUUUUUUGGGCAGCAUGGCACAAACGAGUGCUUGUUAAAUACAAUUGAAGCUUGCGCCAUUAGCAAAUGGCCUGAUGUGGUGAGAAUUAUCUCAUAUUAUUUAAUGAUAGAGCUCUAAUUUUAAAGAGAGGAUUGUGUCAUAUCUCUUGCGUGAUUUUGACAAUGUUUUUUCGAUAUUGAAAUUCUUCAUUUUUUACUGAUUUUUUUAUCAUAUUUGGAAUAAUUUCUUGAUAAAUUGUAGAGGUUUUAUACUAUUUCAACAUUUUUAGGCCUAUUUGCUAUGGAAAACGCUAAAAAUGUACCCAGAUCGUUCUGGAAGGAGGAAACACGUCAAAAUUUCUUGAAGAAUUUAGGAAACCAUCCCGUUUCACGAUCGUUCAAGAAAAAUUCAUGCGUUUCCUUUAUUGGAAGGAGUGUGAGUUCGUUUUUAUCGUUUUUCAUUGUAAAAGAGGAACAAUAAUGUUGGAAUUUGAAGAUUUGAAACCAUGCUUGAUUUUUUUUGCCUAGACAUGCCUUUACAUCAAUAGGCAGCCGAUUAUUCGUUUUUAAAUUAAAAUGUGUUUUAAAAUCGAAAAAAAAAAUAUUGAACCGAGUGCCUACAGUACCUACAGUGCCUACAGUGAUAAGCACAGUGCCUACAGUGAUAAUUAACCUCAAGGUAGCUGAUGUCUUGUAAAACCAUGAGCCUUUUUUUCUGUGAAGUUGUUUCAUCUAAAGCCUCUCAAGAGUUUAAGUCUUUACUGCGAACCGAGUUCCAUUUCUAACCCUCUUAUUUCCUAUGCUGGUGAGAGUAUGGUCAGUAGUUGGAUGAAAUCACGAAACUUUCGGAAGAUCUUAUGGGUAGUAGUUUUCAUGACAGUGUGGCGUUGAAAUGUGCUGUGCUGUAAAAUAUGUGAACAGAGGCUUUGUUGGAAACAACCUUUUUUCAGGAAGAUAAUGGAUCACAGUAUAUGCUACUAUCUGAAAUUUCUUGUAGCAUUCCUUGCCGUAAAUUCUUCUUGAUAUAAUCACAUAGAUAUCUUCAAUGCUUGAAUUUUCUUUGCCGGCCAUUUGGAUCUCUGAAGUUUUACUUAAGAUGACUGUAGUUUUCAGUUUUGUGUUUCAAAUUUUAUAUCCAAAAAUUUUGAUGCAGAAGAAGCAUUUCCGUUUCAUUUACUGUGUGGAGAAGUUGGUUGUGGCGCAUACGUAUACCGAAUGGGAAACCUGUUUCCAGAAAACCGGACUGGAAUCAAAGGCAGUUCUGGAUUGCUACAGAAAUGGCAACGGGCAGAAGGUACAUUCCCAAUAUUCCGUUGAUCAAAUACAGCAGCUUAAAUCUGUUUCAUAGACAAGUUUUUCCGGUCGUUCAAAUGAAUAUAGACGGUAUUCUAGAACAAUAACCUACUAUGAAUUUUCCAUGGAAGAACCCUUUUUUUUUUUUUUAUCUUAAAUGGUUAGUUCCAUGGGCCCCAUGAUCAUUCUUAUUAACUACCUCAUAAACAUGGAAAUAUAAAGGUGUUUUAUAGGCGAGUUUUCCAUAGACGACGUUCUAGUGGCUAAGGAAGUGCUAUUCUAAGCGUCCUUAGUCUUGUCUCUGUCAUGUUAUAAUUGUAUGGCCUACGAGUGUGCUCAUCAUUUCUUUGCCGACUAUAUAAAAUGUGACAUGUACAGGGCAAGAAACAUCUGACGCUGGGAUACUCUCAUACAAAAUUCCUAGGACUGUGAUUGCAGUCAUGCAGUGGUUGACUCUCAUUUUUCAUUUUCAUUCUCUUUGCAGCUGGAGCUGAGCUAUGCAGCAGAGACAGAUGCUCUUCAGCCUCCUCACAAAUAUGUUCCAUGGGUGGUAGUGGAUGGGAAGCCUCUAUAUGAUGUCAGUUUCCUCCUUGUGACUCAUUUUAUGUCCGUUCUUUCAUCUCCAUCGAUGGUUCCGUUCUUACUCUAUUUUAACCCAUUUUUCCUGGAUCAUGAUUCGCAUUAAUAUGGAUUUCUUUCAUUUAGUGAUAAUUAUUCUAUUUUCCUAUAAUGCAAAGUCAUGAGCCAACACAUCACAUAUUCACUCACUUUAUCACUUCAUUCUUUCCCAGAAAUUAUCUUUCCCAAUAUCUGGUCAGUUCAUCUCCGGGCACUCAUUGUUCCUGCUUGGGGGAUAAUUAAUCAUUUGAAUGAUUACGAAUAUUGAAAUAAUUCUAUUAUCAAUUUAAUUUUACCUCUUCCUUCCCACCCACAUCAACAUCUGAAUUUCUCAUUUUAUGUAGAAUCAUCCCCUGAAUUGGUAACAUCAACCAUGAAUCUCUGAAAAACUCUCAUCAAUUUGAAAACACAAAUCAUUUGGUUCCAAGUAUUAUUUUCUUCCUUACAGUAACAAAAUUCCAAGGCCGCUGCGACAGGGAGUACCCAGCCCAGAGCAGUUUAUUUUAGGCCCGGGCUUCAAUCCAGAACCCAUUUUCGGGCUUUUCUCUGAACCCAGUCCGGCCAGUUGACCUCCAUUUCCUCCAUUUUCCUCCUACUUGAAAAUAAUAUCGACGUCUUGUCCAUGAAGGAUUAUGAGAAAUUUGAAACCGAGGUCUGCAAGGUCUACAAAGCGGGUGAUCAGCCGGAAGCCUGUAAAGGGCUGCUCGACGUGACGACCCUCCCACUGAAGGUGAAAGAACAAAGACAAGUCUGCUUCGCUGAUGGUUUGGCGAGCUCACCCAAACUGAUCUCCUUCACCGCUUGA
Spirodela intermedia is the source of this 3069-nucleotide messenger RNA. NCBI's taxonomy places the organism in Eukaryota, Viridiplantae, Streptophyta, Magnoliopsida, Alismatales, Araceae. The record is from the annotation of a GenBank genome assembly.